Messenger RNA from Akanthomyces muscarius, 1185 nucleotides. RefSeq lists its product as uncharacterized. The coding region runs from base 1 to 1185 and encodes 394 amino acids. The record is from RefSeq and is a predicted model, not a curated record. Lineage: Eukaryota; Fungi; Ascomycota; Sordariomycetes; Hypocreales; Cordycipitaceae. The transcript has a single exon.
AUGAGCAGACCAACCCGCGGCCUGGCCAGCGCGGCUACCCUUUACGUCUUCUUCUUCCUUCUCCUCGCCGCUCCAAUCGCCCUCGCCUUUGAUCCCAACUUUGACUUUUACCCAGCGGACGCCGAGUCAUGCCUGCUCGAUGCGGCCAAGGCGUCCAAGUGCCAGGGCGACUCGCCCAAGGCCCUCAACGCGUGCCUCUGCGGCAACGGCGGCGGCUUCGUCGUCCGCGCCGCCCAGUGCCUCGGCAAAAAGGACAAAAAGGACGUCGGAAGCGUCUACGACACCAUGGCCGACGCGUGCGCCCACUCCGGCACGCCCCUCAAGGUGGACAAGGACGACUUUGCUGACGCGGCCGACGAUGGCAGCAAGUCUUCUUCGUCUAGCAGCAGAAGCAGCAGCACGGCGACCAAGACAUCUUCGUCGUCGACAUCGGCUAGCAACACUGCCAGCAAAACCCCCUCCUCCUCUUCCACCUCGACCACACCAUCCGCGACGACAUCUUCCACCGCGUCCCCGACAGCCUCCCCAGAUGGCAGCAAGAAGCUCUCCACCGCAGGCACCAUUGGCGUCGCAGCCGGAGUCUCCGUCGCCGGCGUCGCCGCCAUUGCUGGCCUUGCCUGGUUCCUCGUCCGCCGCCGCAAGCGCAGCACCGCCGCCGACGAAGCACACCCCAUGCUCGCACAAGAAAAGUACGGUGGAAGCGGCGGUGGUGGUGGUGGUGGUGCUACCACGUUCCCACCGCACGAUCCUUCGCCGAGCCUAGGCGGCGGCGGCGGCGGGUUCGGCCGCGAGACCAAGUCGCACUACUCGGUGUCGACAUUCAGCAGCGCCCAUCCGCGGCAGAGCUACGCCGCGCUGUCCAGCGUGAGCCCCGACCCCCAGCAGCACAACUUCCUCGCGGCGUGGGAGCCUCCGGCUAGCGCGUCGUACAACUCGAGCCCGCGGAACAGUGCGGCGUACGUCGGACCGUACGCCGCACCGCAGCACCAGCAGCAAGCACAGCCCGUCCUCGCGGAGCUGCCGCCGCAGACGCAGGCGCGGCCGGUCAGCAAUAUCUUUGAGCUGGAGUCGAGCGCUGUGGCUGAGGCGCCGGCGCCGCUGGAGCUGCCGCAGGCGGCUUCGCAACCGGUGUGGCAACAGCAGCAGCAGCACACGAGGGAGUACAGGCCGUAUAUACCCAAGUGA